AUGGGUGGCGGCGGGACCGCGACGCAUUCAGGGACGACGAGUGUUCUAAGCGCACCCUCUUCGAUGCCUGCGUAUUCGUUGAAGAAGCAGCAGAAGCAGAAGGGGCAAGGGCAGCAGCAGCAGCAGAAUCAUUUCCAUGCAGCGCACUCAGGUGCGCUGCACCAUCAGCAAUCUAAGGGAAGCAGCAGUAGUCUUGAACAGUCGAUUGGUGGUGGAGCUGGGUCUUCGUAUUGGAACGCGGAUUCUUCUGCGACGUCGUCGAUUGUGUCUAUUGAUCCUGCGGGAACGGCGAAUGGAUCUACUGCGGGGACGCUAACCACUACGAGUAUUAUGGACGGGCAUACUGCGAAGUCGUCUUCCGGGUUCAACACUACAUUUGCGACGACUUCUUCGAGUCAGCAGUCGAAUCCGUCGCAGAACUCGUUGGAUUCGAUGGAGUCGCUCAGACUUGAGUUGCAACUGAAGGAGACGCAGAUCGAGUCUCUAGAGGACGAGAUUACCAAGUUGAAGAGUAUUUUCAACCAGGGACUGACGUUCAAGCAACAUGAGCAGCAGUUGCAGAAGCGUAAGCUUCAACAGCAUACCCUGGAUAUCGACCAGACGCCUGUCGAGAUCCCUACGAACCUGGAGAUUAUUUUUAACAAGCUGGCGACAUCUUUGAAGCGCAAGGACGAAGAGUUGGAGGAUACCAGAAAGCGUCUGGAGAGUAUAAUGACAGCAAUCUCGUUGAACCCGACAAAUUCUGUAACCAGGUUUGGGCGGUACGAUGAGGAGGCGUUAGCGCACAAGAUGGUUGUGCGGUUGGAAAUGCUGACCAAGGAAAACCAAGAGAUGGCGAAGUUACUGAGCUACGGAAGGUCCAAGGAGACCCACAUCGAGCUGGAAUUGUUGAAGAAGGUGAAUCAUGACCUGCAACGUAAGGUUGAGCAACUUGAAAAACAGCUGGGUAAUAAUAAUAAUGCUAAUAACAGCAGUAACAAUAAUAACAAUAAUAAUAACAGCAGCACUGCAAAUAGCACUGCCAAUGGUAGAUAG
Messenger RNA from Eremothecium cymbalariae DBVPG#7215, 1035 nucleotides. It is a transcript of the gene MUM2, whose product is annotated as Mum2p. The transcript has a single exon. Bases 1 to 1035 code for a protein of 344 amino acids. The record is from RefSeq and is a predicted model, not a curated record. NCBI's taxonomy places the organism in Eukaryota, Fungi, Ascomycota, Saccharomycetes, Saccharomycetales, Saccharomycetaceae.